UGGAACCUGUACUUUAGUGUUACUGUGACUGAGCCGCGCCGCGGAGGUGACACGCGCCCGCAGGAAGGGAGGGAGGAGCGCGCGCGCACCUACUGCCUGACACGGCGCCAGAAGCAGCGCGGCGGGACGGAGAGCAGCCGCGCGACCAUGGCUCUGAUGGGGAGGGUGGCGCUGGUGACCGGGGGGGCGCAGGGCAUCGGCCGGGCGGUGGUGGAGGCGCUGCUGCGGAGCGCCGCGAAGGUCUCCGUCGUGGACAUCAACCAGAACUGCGGAGACUCCUGCAAGUCCGAGCUGGACGCCGAGUUCGGAGGCGGCAGCUGCGCCUUCAUCCAGUGUGACGUCACCGACGGAGACGCUCUGAGAGCAGACGCCUUCCAGAAGACUGCAGACCUGUUCGGACAUCUGGACAUCGUCAUCAACAACGCCGGCAUCAACAACGAGAAGAACUGGGAGAAGACCAUCGGCGUCAACCUGACCUCGGUGAUAAAGGGAACCUACCUGGGCCUGGAGCACAUGAGCCGGGAGUACGGCAAGCCGGGAGGGACCAUCAUCAACGUGUCCUCCAUGGCAGCCUUCAUGCACUCGCCUCACCAGCCGGUUUACACCGCCACCAAGCACGGCGUCAUCGGCUUCACCCGCGCCAUGGCGGACGCGUCCGUUCUGGGGAAUUACGGCGUCCGCAUCAACGUGCUGUGCCCCGCCUUCGUGGACACGCCCCUUCUGCAGUCGGUGGAGGAGGAGGACAACAUGGGCAAAUUCGUCAAGUUCAAGGAAGACUUCAAGCGCAGCAUGGACAAGUUCGGAGUUCUCCAGCCGUCGCUGAUUGCCGAGGGGAUGAUGAGGCUGAUCACAGACACCGCCCUGAACGGCGCCGUCAUGAAGAUCACCUGCUCCAAAGGAAUCCACUUCCACACGUACGAGCCCAUGUCCGCCGGAGCCCGGGCCAGAGCCGGCCCAAGAGAGGAACUUCCUGCUCCAGAACUUUCUGCUUCAUGUGAGCAAAAACCCGAUUUUAUGAAUGAAAAGACGUUCACGCCCACAAACACCAGACCGUCUUCUGGACCAGCAGCUGUGGACGCUCCUCGGCCUCAGGCGUCGCCGUGGAUCUUCUCUUUUUACUGUCUCGGACAUUUUGAACAAAUUCUGAACAAAAACCCAACAGUUCUGCUGUUUCUGGUUCUUUGGGUUUCAUGAGUCAAAGUCCAACAAGUAAAGAAUCUGUGAAUGUUG
Messenger RNA from Oryzias melastigma (Indian medaka), 1230 nucleotides. RefSeq names its product 15-hydroxyprostaglandin dehydrogenase (gene hpgd). Bases 148 to 1194 code for a protein of 348 amino acids. The transcript has 8 exons. The record is from RefSeq and is a predicted model, not a curated record. Gene Ontology annotation, molecular function: oxidoreductase activity, acting on the CH-OH group of donors, NAD or NADP as acceptor. Gene Ontology annotation, cellular component: cytoplasm. Lineage: Eukaryota; Metazoa; Chordata; Actinopteri; Beloniformes; Adrianichthyidae.